Molecule: messenger RNA, 1110 nt
Organism: Brassica oleracea var. oleracea
Lineage: Eukaryota; Viridiplantae; Streptophyta; Magnoliopsida; Brassicales; Brassicaceae
Exons: 3
Coding region: 1-1110 (369 amino acids)
Source: RefSeq, a predicted model, not a curated record
AUGGACGUAUCUAAUGCUUUCUUGCAUAGCACACUUGAUGAGGAGAUCUAUAUGUCUUUGCCUCAAGGAUAUACUCCUGGUCCAAAUGAAGUUUUACCUCCCAAUCAUGUUUGUCGACUUCACAAGAGUCUCUAUGGCCUUAAGCAAGCCUCACGCCACUGGAAUCAGACGUUCACAAAAGUUCUUGUUGAUGCUGGCUAUACUCAAUCUGAGUCUGAUACAAGUUUUUAUGUUAAAGCUUCUCCUACGGCUUUUGUUGCUGUCCUGUCGACACUUGCUGCUGCUUUUAUGAUCAAGGAUCUUGGUACUAUGCGGUUCUUUCUCGGGCUGGAGAUUGUGCGUUCUGUUUCUGGCAUCUCUGUUUGCCAACGCAAGUAUGCUUUGGACUUAUUAGAGACUGCUGAACUUCUUGCCUGUAAACCUGUGAGUGUACCUAUGGAUCCUUAUGCGCAUUUGAGUCUGGAGGAUGGUACUCCUUUACCUUCUGCUCGGCCUUAUAGAGAACUCAUUGGUCGAUUGCUGUACUUGAUGAUAACACGUCCUGACAUCACUUUUGCGGUUCACAAACUGAGUCAGUUUCUCCAGCGACCUUCUGAUUUUCAUCUACAAGCUGCUCAUCGAGUUUUUAAAUAUGUGAAAGGCAAUCCUGGUCAAGGUUUGUUCUAUUCUUCGAAUUCUGAGCUAUGUUUGAACGCUUUCGCCGAUGCUGAUUGGUCUUCUUAUCGAGAUACUUGUAUUUCUACUACUGGCUAUUGCGUUUAUCUCGGUACUUCUAUCAUUUGCUGGCGUUCUCAGAAGCAGAAGGUGGCUAGUCGGAGUAGCACUGAAGCGGAGUAUCGUAGUUUGGUUGAUGUCACACGAGAGGUCUUAUGUAAGUCAGCCAUCUACAUCGCCACGAAUCUUGUCUUCCACGAGAGGACUAAACACAUCGAGCUUGAUUGUCACAUUGUGCGUAAUCAGCUGAAAGUUGGGACUCUCACUGCGAUUCAUGUCACUAGUGUUAAUCAGCUCGCCGAUAUAUUGACCAAGCCUCUUCAUCCAUCUCCAUUUCAUUCCCUGUUUGGUCGACUCUCUGUUUCAAGCUUUUAUCUUCCUCGUGAUCCAGAUUAA